UAAACUUUAAAAGGAUACAAAACCCUAUCUCCCUGUUCUGCCUUGACAACUUCACAGAGAGCCGCCAUCAAAAACCAAAACCAUCGACUAAAAAUGUCUACCGGAGAUGCAACUCACACGUCGGUGGCCGAGAGAGGCACAAGAAAGAGGAGAGUCGGCUUAAAGAACGGCGGAAAGUCAAAGAACAAGAAGCAAAAGACACGACCUCCUUCCUCCGACAGGUUCAAGCUCACGCAGAAGAAGCAAAAGCUCUUUCAGAAGCGAGCAAGAGACUACAACUCAGACGACGAAGAAGAAGACGAAUCUAAGAAGGCGCCAGAGGUAACCAUCCGCGAGAAGAUAUUCUCUGAUGCUAACAUGGGACCGAACUACGACGAAGUCGAAGAGGAAGAAGAUGGUUCGGACAAGGACGAGAACUCUGAUGGGGAGGAUCACGGGGAGAUUCAGUCUGGGAUCACUAGGUUCGCUGCUGAUGAUGGAUGUAAUGCGUUCAAGAUGGCUUUUAAAUCUAUCAUGAAGAGUAAAGGAGAUGAUGCUUUGGGUCCUGUUUUAUCAGCACAGAAGAAUCUAAUAGCUCAGAAGCUAGCUGAAGAGGAAGCUGAGAAGAAGGCUAAGGGUCAGGCUAGAAAGGCAAAAUAUUUGGUUGCUGAGAAAGGACAUGUUAAACCUGCUAACCAUUUGGAGUCUCAUGAGAAGGUUCUUAUAGGUGUUGCUACUAAAGGAGUGGUCAAGCUUUUUAAUGCUGUAAACAAGGCUCAACAUGCUCAGAAGGGGUUGAAUGCUUCAAGGUCAAAAGAUGCUAAAGUGUUAAAGAAGCGAAGAAAAGAAGCAUUCUUCUCGGAGCUGGGGAAAACACCUAGAUCAGACUCCAAGGCUCAAAAAUCUUCAAAUGCCAAUGAAGAAGAAGCUCCUGCAUGGGCUCCUCUACGUGACAACUACAUGUUAGCAAACCCAAAGCUGAAGGACUGGGACAAAAAACAGGAAACAAACGAGGGAGAUGAUUUUGCUGCUAUGUCAGGAGAUGAGAGUUAUGAAGAUUGAGUUACCAGUUGUUUGUAGUACGUGCAGCUUUUUAUUUGAUCAAUAUGAAUGAAUUCUGUUUUGUUUUUUUGGUAGUGCAAAAGAAACUUGAAAGCAAAGAUAAUGUAACAUCAAAGAUAUAAAAAAAGAGUUAUGAUU
Molecule: messenger RNA, 1179 nt
Organism: Brassica napus (rape)
Lineage: Eukaryota; Viridiplantae; Streptophyta; Magnoliopsida; Brassicales; Brassicaceae
Product: RRP15-like protein
Exons: 8
Coding region: 94-1041 (315 amino acids)
Biological process (GO): maturation of LSU-rRNA; maturation of 5.8S rRNA
Cellular component (GO): preribosome, large subunit precursor
Source: RefSeq, a predicted model, not a curated record